Messenger RNA from Oryzias latipes (Japanese medaka), 4307 nucleotides. It is a transcript of the gene ikzf4, whose product is annotated as IKAROS family zinc finger 4. Gene Ontology annotation, molecular function: DNA-binding transcription factor activity; RNA polymerase II cis-regulatory region sequence-specific DNA binding. NCBI's taxonomy places the organism in Eukaryota, Metazoa, Chordata, Actinopteri, Beloniformes, Adrianichthyidae. Gene Ontology annotation, biological process: regulation of transcription by RNA polymerase II. The record is from RefSeq and is a predicted model, not a curated record.
AAAGGAAAAAAAAUACCAGAGAUGCUGUCGUCGCUUGGGAAAACAAACGGCCAUCCAGACAAUUAGAGAGGAGAGCAGCGAUCGGUGGGCAGGUAAAGAGGAGGCUCGCGGACGGCGCCGCAGCGCUCGGUGAGCCAUCGGUGUGGAUGAGGGAGACAGACGGCAUGUUUUUGAAUAGUUGGGUAGGUGAAUACCGUUUGUCGUGUGGUCGGGUGCCAUAGCAACGGAUCGUGAGAACUGCUGUAGCCCGCAGCUCAGGUCAGUUUGACGUGCUCAGCGUUGGAUGACAGCUCCGUUCAUUGCAACUCUCCUGCAACAAAUUGCCUCCCCCCGCGUGUCUGGCCGCCGUCUGGAGCGUCCAUGAGCUUAAAGGUGUCAUAGCGGAGCGAAGCCACCGACUGAGCGGCUCAGCCAAGUCGCCAUGGAUGCGCCGGCGAGGCACGAGGACUGUUUAGAAAUGUAGAUUUGAUGUCAUGCGCGCGCGACCUUUUCAGGGUUUAAAGGGUUUCAGUGAAGUGUUUGGGCUUGCUUUUUUUUUUCUUUUUGAACCCGGGUGCCCUGGUGUGACUGGCGAGUCUCCCGGCUGCAUCAGCAGCGCCUGUUGAUCUCCAUGCGCGGCCAAUGCCAGGAUAUUCAUUUUCCCUUGGAUGUGUUGUCUCCGCCCCUAAAGUCUCUUAUGUCCACUGCUGUCAUCCAUCUAAGCAGAAGGCAUCUGGUGAGAUAAUGAAUGCUGAUGACUGCAAUGGACGCUCAUAUGCAAAAGGUAAUGGGGGAGACUCAUCAGCUGAGCAGGACUUAUAUGGCAGCUUGCAGGGCCCUUCCACGAAAUCCCCCAGCAGUCGGCAGUCCUCACCGCGCCGCUCCCUCAGUGCAAACUCCAUCAAGGUUGAGAUGUGCAGUGAUGAGGAAUCAUCAGGUGCUCCCCAGCCGGAGAUCAAAGAAGCCGUGAGGGUUGACGGCAGGAAGGAUGACCGACGGGACCCCACGGAAGAGGGGGCUUCUGAGUUUGCUGGUGUGAGAAGAAACAGAGCAAGCAUUUACAAUGACCUGGCCAGUCCCAACUCCACCUCACCAGGGCCUAUUCGGCUGCCUAACGGCAAACUUCAGUGUGAAGUGUGUGGCAUGAUCUGCAUUGGACCCAAUGUGCUGAUGGUUCACAAGCGCAGCCACACAGGGGAGCGUCCGUUCCAGUGUAACCAGUGUGGAGCCUCUUUCACUCAAAAGGGGAACUUGUUACGCCAUAUCAAGUUGCAUUCGGGAGAGAAGCCCUUCAAAUGUCCCAUUUGCAAUUACGCGUGUCGUCGGAGAGAUGCUCUGGCUGGACAUCUGCGCACGCAUGCAGUCUCUUCUCCGACGGUGGGAAAACCUUUCAAAUGCAGCUACUGCAGUCGCAGCUACAAGCAGCAGAGCACAUUGGAAGAGCAUCUGGAGCGCUGCCAUAGCUAUCUUAAGACUCUGGACCCCCAGACAGCAGUCAACAACCAGACAUCACAAGAGUCAGUUAAUAUGGAGACAGUCUCUAAACCAGUACUGCAGCCGUCAAGUGAGAAGAUCCACUUUGUGGAUAGACUGUCUGUUAGCAUAACCAAACGCAAGAGGUCAACACCACAGAAGUUUUUGGGUGAAAAGCACAUGCACCUUGAUCCACCGGAAGCACCUUACGAACUGUCCUCUGGCUCUGAGAAGGAGGGGGACCUCAUGAGUUCGCAUUCUGCUGGAGACUCAGCUGGACUGGCGGGGUCACACCCCCACUACAUGAGUGGUAAAGGUGAGAACAAUGAGUCAGCUGCUUUGUCGCAGCUCCAUGCCGGCAUUGUGGCAGAGCUCCGCACAGUCGUGGGCUCUAUCAACAGCAACCUGACUCCUCACGGCCCUCGGAUGCACAGUGGAGGUGCUCUGGCCGCGAUGUCUCUUGCCCUGCCCGGGCGGGAGACAGGUGAUGACCAGCCCUCUGCACACAGCCAUACGACCUCGCCCAACGGUUGUCCGGACUCCACAGACACAGAGAGCACAGCAGAGGAGCACAGCACAAGGGCUACAGCUCCUACAAGUACCUCCAACCACCACCACCUCCACUACCAAGCCCCAAUUCUGCCCCACUGCCAUCCAACCUCCAGCCCCAACCAGGCCAAAGACUUGGAUACAUUAUGGGAGAAAGGGGGUUCUGUGCCUCCCUCCGUGGUAAAGAGGAGCCCCGUCUCCCCCUUUUCUCCCAGGGACUCUUUACAGGUGUUAGACAAAGGUGGCAGGUCAGUUCGCUCCUUCUACUGUCGGCACUGUCGCAUCCUUUUUCUGGACCAUGUCAUGUUCACCAUCCACAUGGGCUGCCACGGCUUCCGACAGCCGUUUGAGUGCAACAUCUGCGGCCACUCCAGCCAGGACCGCUACGAGUUCUCAUCUCACAUCAGCCGUGGAGAACACCAGGUGGGCUGAGGACACUGGAUCAUUUGCAUGCGGACACCUGUUGCUCUCCUAAGUUUUGGGCUCACGUUUGUUCUGCACCAGAUCGGUUCCUUUAAAUCCUGUGUAUAGGUAAAUGGAUUUUUAAUUUUUAAUGUCAGAGAUAUAUACAGAAAUCGAAUUUAAUGCACCGCUUUAGUUCAGUGGAGGCAAAUGACAUUUGACCAUUGAUUGCACUCCCAAACGAAAUGGCAAAACUCUUGGGUUUUGCGAUAAAAGUGCCUUUUUUGCGGAUUUCUUUUCACAAAAACUAAAAAAAAAAAAGGAUACAAAAAAGAUAGAAAAAGGGUGCUUACAAAUCUCAACUAGCCAUCUUUUUCCUAAUCAGUUUUAAAGUAGUUAGCUGCUUUAAAGAUCAUGUUCACAUGCAGUUGUGGGAUGAAAAAAAGUUUGGUUUGCUUUUGUUGCUAAAGAGGUUUUUUUUUUGUCUCGUCUGUCUAGUGUGUCAGGUAAGCUUUAUAUGCACUGGGAGCUUUGUGCCUCGGGGUGGGAGAGAGACUUUGGUCUUAGACGAAGCACAGAAAUGGGUUGCCUUAACUCCUACCGUAUGUAGGAAUACAUACUGUUUACAGCGUGGUUUAACUGUGUUUGAUAUCAACUUUAAAGAAGAGUGAGCAGACAAAUCAUGCAGAACAUGAGGGUAUCAGGGGCUCCAAUCUAAAGUUCCUUGUUUUGGAUUUUUAAAGUGAGUCUAAGAAUACUGGUGCAGAGCAGACCAUGAGUCAAGUCGUGCGUACGAUCUCCGACUGAAUCAGCCAGGGGUGCUAUACCUCUGUGUUUUCGGGCCCCCUGCUUAUAAUCUUCUUUUGCUGAGGUACUUAAUGGCUUUAUGAAAUCAUUUUUUUGUGGUUGUUCUACUGCACUGAUCAACGACAUCAAUCACAAUAACAAACAGAUUUGCAACAGCAGGACAUUUUAUUGACAAAGCCGGCCUUCUGUCAUUCCUCACGGCGCCACGCUGUGUGGUUUUUCUGCACUGGAGUCUGCUGCAACGUGCGAUCGAGAUCCACGUCGGUUUGACUUCAAACUGUUCUUUUGUCGUUUUGCAAGUUUUGAACAAUUUUCACAACGUAAGUGUGUUUUAAGAGGUUAUUUAAAAGCCAACUGACAAGAAAUCAGUUUGGAGUUGUUCAUUUAUCACCUGUGAUUAUCUAUUUGGUGUUGUUUGUUUCAGCCUUGGUGUGAGCUUUAUUCCAAAUCUUAUCCAGCAUAUUCCUCAAGUCCAAGAAAUGUUACCUCCUGCUUCUUUAUAGCACCCAAAUACCUUAUUGCUACAGUUUGGUGAGUUUUUUGAUAAUGUUGAUAUUAGGAUUAUGAAUGAGACCAAACUCAGUAUUCUUACUUGUUAUUAUUGUGGGUUUGCUGCUUAAUAGUUCACCUUGAAUUCCUUUAAUAGCAAGCAAAAUGUACUUGAAACAGUAAAAAAAAAAAAAAAAAAAACUAAGAAUGCACUUGGGUUCUGUAAGUGGAGAAAUGUGUGUGUGUGUGUGGGUGGAUGUGUGCACAGGUGUGUGUGUGCGUGUGUGUGAGUGUGGAUGGAAAACUCGGCGUGUGCUCGUCAUCUUCUGCUUCUACCUGACUUGUGAAUUAUUUUUGAAACGUGGAGUAAUUCUAAGAAACGAAAAACGAGGCAUGGGUUUCUGUCUCCUUUUGUGGAAUCAAUGUUCUGAAAUAUUUUGUUAAUGGUGUGACAUGAAGAAACACUUUACCUCAAAGUUCAAGAUGUACAACUGCCUCAUUUGUUCAAAAAGUCACGUUGCUUUCUGAGAUGCUUUUGCAGUUUCAAAUGCGUGCCCCUUGAUAUUUUCAAAACUUUUUACUGUCAAUAAAGUUACAUUUAUUGUAAA